Cryptomeria japonica (Japanese cedar) is the source of this 2217-nucleotide messenger RNA. RefSeq names its product coiled-coil domain-containing protein SCD2. Bases 81 to 1964 code for a protein of 627 amino acids. The record is from RefSeq and is a predicted model, not a curated record. Gene Ontology annotation, biological process: cytokinesis by cell plate formation. The transcript has 17 exons. Lineage: Eukaryota; Viridiplantae; Streptophyta; Pinopsida; Cupressales; Cupressaceae.
GCACUAAGCUCAACCGUUACACAUGUUUCUAAAAAUAUUUCCCGUGUAGAAAGGAAAUUAUUCAGAUCUGAGUAAUUUUCAUGGAUCGACAUUCAAGGAAAAAAACUGUCCAUUCAAAUGGAAAGGAAAUCUCUUCGCCUGUUAAAAAGUCUGAGAAGAGCAAUGCGGCGAAGGCUGCAGCACAGCGCCUUGCGCAUGUCAUGGCUUCGCAAUCUCCGUCAAGGAACGGUGACGGAAGGCAUAUUUUGCCGUCUCGUAGCGCUUCGCCCUCUGCAAAUAAAGGUUAUGUGAAAUCUACUGCAAAUACCCAAGCCAGGAUUGCCAGAUCUCUGUCUCCUGCGGUCAGAAAAAACAUGAAUGGGCACACAUCAACUCCAUCUACAUCAACAGUCCGUAUGUAUACAAGCCCUCAACAAAGUCCUAAAGCAAUAACUAAUGGAGCAAGUGAGAAGCAGAUACCUCCAAGUCCUAGAGCACAAUCCAAUGCAGCAAGUGUGAAGCAGAUAACUCCAAGUCCUAGAGCACAGUCUCCAAAUCCUAGACAACAAUCCAGUGCAGCAAGUGUGAAGCAUAUAUCUCCAAGUCCUAGAGCACAGUCUCCAAGUCCUAGAGCACAAUCCAGUACAGCAAGUGUGAAGCAGAUACCUCCAAGUCCGAGAGCACAGUCUCCAAGUCCUAGAGCACAAUCGAAUGCCGAAAGUUUGAAGCAGAUACCUCCAAGUCCUGGAGCACUGUCUCCAAGUUCUAGAGCACAAUCUAUUGCAGCAAGUCUGAAGCAAAGACCUCCAAAGCCUCCUCUACAAGCUAUUGAUGAUGUUCAAAAUGAAAAAAGAUAUUCAGCACAUUUUCGACAUGUGAAAUUUCGAGAAAGUGACAAACUACGGGAGGUUUCCACCCUUCAUGAUGAGGUUGAUCUCCUGAAAGAGGAGAAGGAAAAGCUUCUUUACAAGAUUCAACUUGCUGAACAGAAAUUCAAAGAACAAGAAGUCAGAGCAAGAGAGUGUGAAAAACAGGUUGCUUUGUUUGGAGAAAGUCUAUCUUUAGAUGCUGAUUUGCUCAGCAAAAAGGAGAAAGCAUUGCAACAAAGAGAGGAUGCUCUUAAAGCCGAGAAACGAGCAAUAAAUGAUAAAGAUGAUAGAAUAACAGUGCUUCGUUUGAAAGUGGAGACUGUAAAAGGUGAAGCAUUAGAAAGUGUUCAACAAGCACAAGAAGUAGAAGCAGAGGCGAAUCUAUUAUGGCUUAUGAUGCAAAGAAUGAUUUUAACACAAGAAGAGAUGGAAGAAGUGGUUCUCAAGAGGUGCUGGCUUGCUCGUUACUGGGGUCUAGCUUUUCACCAUGGAAUUUAUUCUGAGAUAGCUGGUGAAAGGCAUGAAUAUUGGUCAUCUCUAGCUCCUCUUCCACUCGAGGUAGUUAUGUCAGCUGGAUUCAAAGUUAAGGAAGAGCAUGUGAAUGGAAUCAAUACUUUAGAAGAUGCAGGAAACAACAGGGUCAAGGAAAAGGGUAGAGUUGCUUGUACUCCAAGUGAUCUAAAUGGAGAUCGAAAUAUUGAGAAUAUGCUUUUUGUCGAGAAAGGAUUAAAUGAACUAGCUUCUUUAAAGGUUGAAGAUGCUAUUGGUACUGCAAUUGCCCAACAUCGACAAUUAAAUCAUGUUCGUGUGGAUGAAUUGUUCCGAGAUACAAAGCCUCUUGCAAGUACUCCAAAGUUUGAGGAGUGUCGUGAUCUUACCCAGGAAGAGGUUGAAGACAUACAAUUCAAACAGGCAUGGCUGAUAUAUUUUUGGCGAAGAGCCAAAACUCACAAAGUGGUAGAUAUUGCUGGUGAAAGGCUUCAAUACUGGAUUAGUCGGAAUAAUCAGUCGCCAACAUCUCGCGAUGUAGUUGAUGUUCAGAGAGGACUGAUGGAACUACGGAAGCUAGGCAUUGAGGACCGGUUAUGGGAGGCUUCACGCAAUGAAAUCCCCUAAGAAUUCAGGAAUUCAAAUGUUGAUGAUCAUUUCAAGCUGCAAAUGGCCUAACCUAAGUUUGGCUUAUAAAUAAAUGCAUUCUUGAACUAGAUUUUCUUUUAUCGGUCUCCACAGUUCAAACUUAAUUCAUUUGCUUUGUUUUUUUAUUGUAAGAAACAACCUUAGAUUUUUCAAAACGCGGACUCUGUCAGGUGACUCAUGGUACAACCCACAUUUUUUUGUGAAUGAAAACAAACAAACUUAUUAUGUACAA